This is a messenger RNA of Eimeria maxima, 1542 nucleotides long. RefSeq lists its product as hypothetical. Bases 1 to 1542 code for a protein of 513 amino acids. NCBI's taxonomy places the organism in Eukaryota, Apicomplexa, Conoidasida, Eucoccidiorida, Eimeriidae. Gene Ontology annotation, molecular function: pseudouridine synthase activity. Gene Ontology annotation, biological process: tRNA pseudouridine synthesis. The transcript is spliced from 5 exons. The record is from RefSeq and is a predicted model, not a curated record.
AUGGAUCCAUCUUAUGCAUGGACUGCCCUUAGCCGUCCUUUCUUCCAUCAGCUUAUUACUGUACAGCUGCCUGGUUGUCUUGCUGCUGCUGCUCCUGCUACUCCUCCUGCUGCUGCUGCAGCUCCUGCACCAGCAACAGCAGCAGCAGCAGCAGCAGGAGUAGCAGGAGCAGCAGCAGCCGAAGAAGUGCCGCUGCAGCAAUUUGUGAAGGUUCAGCUCCUCUUAGCUCUGCUGCGGUGCGGCCUCUCCCGUCUAGCUGCUGUGCAGCAGCAGCAGCAACAGCAACAGCAACAGCAGCAGCAGCAGCAGCAGCAAGUAGCAGCAGCAACAACAACAGAUUGGCCUGAUUGGGCAGCACCGGAGGCAUGCUCCCUUAGUGCUGUCGUUGCAUGCAACAACCAUGGCAGCAACUGCAGCAGCCCCACAGUUGCUGCUGCUGCAGCAGCUGCUGCAGCAACUUGUGCAGCAGAAUGCAGUGUUGCAGCAGAAGCAGCAGCAGCAGCAGCAGCAAAUGCUGCUGCUGCUGCUGUAACCAAUGGGAGUACUAGUUGCUGCGGGCAGCUAAGAGAUCUCUCCUUCUCUUUGAAGUCUCUCGUUGUUACUGGUCGCUACUCGAAGUUUACUCGUCUUCUUAGUCAGGCCGAGUGGAUUAUUGGUGGACAGAGGAAGUUGGAUAUGUCGGUAGAAGAAGCUUUGGGGCUUCCGCUGCAGCAAAUAUUUAAAGCAAAGACUUUUAAAUUCAUGGCUGCAGGCAGAGAAGACGCAGACGUGCAUGCUGAAGGGCAGAUGCAGGAUCCUUUACCCUGCCCCAAGCGCUGCCGCAAGGAGACAGCAGCAACAGGGGGAGCAGCAGCAGCAACAGGUGCUCCUGCUGCUGCUGCUGCUUCUUGUGCUGCUACUACAUCAGCUGCAGCAGCAGCAGCAGGGAGUGUUGAGGACAUCGAUGGGCUGCUGCUGCAGUGCAUGCAGCAGCAGGAGGGCAGCAACAAUCGUCUCCUUCCUUUUUGCUGCAGAGACUCCAAUAGAGCAGCAACACGUGUUGCUGCAGUGCUGCUUAAUCAGAAGACACAUCAGCAGCAGCAGCAGCAGCAGCAGAAGCAGGGUAUCAAUGGGGCAGACCCUACAGAUAGCAGCAGCAACAGCAGCAGCAGCAGCAGCAACAGCAGCAGCACGCUUUUGAAUCUGUGUGCCGCAUCACGUACCCCAUUGGGAAAGUCCCUUCGCAGCAACAACAGCAGCAGCAAUUCAGCAGCAGCAGCAGCUGCUGCUGCUGCUGCUGCUGCUGCAGAUUCUGUUGCUGUGUCCGCGCAGCAGCUACAAUUUCAUUGCAACAGCAAGUUGCUGCGGCUAGCGCUGCAGCUAGGGGCAGAGGAGAAGGUAAAAUGUUAUGAGGCCUUAGUGUUUAGCUACAAGCCGCUGCAGCAGCAGCAACUGCAGCAACUGCAGCAGCAACUGCAGCAGCAAGGAGGCAUGCAAAUCCAUCAAAGGACACCAUUGCGUGUCUUACAUAGGAGGGCAUUAGCAUCAAGGUACGGAUAUUAA